ACCCAAAAUACCCUGCAUUUCGCUCAGAAUGUCCCCAUAACGGAGAAGGUUCAGCAUGCUAAAAGAAUCAGGCAGCUUCUCACCACCUCUGCCUAAACAAUCUGCUCGUCGUCGUGUGGCGUUCCACACACUGUCCGAAGCUUCUAAGUGAUGGCAUUGCUGUUUUUCAGCCGUUCGCAUCGUUGACAAGCACACUUCCGUAGCGUCUCGACCGGCAACACCACACGACGACCAAUCCCUGGCUCUUGGCGGCAUUCCAUGGCGGGCGCAAUGGAUCCCUCGGACCGAUCUAACAAUCCCUUGCAACCGCCUCAUUCCUCAGCCAGGGACCCUCCGUUUCCCCCAAAGGAGUCUCUUUUAUCUCCCAAGGUCCCUCUUUUUCCAUCAGGGGAUCUCUUUCCCCCGCAAAGGAACCACCUUUGUCGCCCCGCGGACUCUCAUCACCCCGGCGGCGGAUCCUCCCCUUGUUUCUCCCAGCGCUGCUCCGCCGCGCGUUCGCCGUCCCCAGAUCCCAUCUCACAGGCACACCUCGUGGCGCCGCUGCACCCAUCGCCAUCCUCCUCCUCCUCGUCCUCCUCCGACUCCGAUGAGGAGUCCGCGCCCUCCCAGCUCAACCGUGAAGCACCGCUCCAAACCGCUGCGCAACCGUCUCUACUUCCCGUGCAUAAUUCCGCGCAGCCUUCCGUGCCGCAGGCCGCGUCCGGGCCCCUCCGCGUCCCGCGGAUUAACGGGGCGGCGGGAGCGGGCCGGUGGGGUGGGCGGGCGCGGUACAAUGGAAGGAUGAAAGUGACAGAGAGGAGAUACCAUCCAGAGGCGGAGGGCUCAGUGGGGUGUGAGGGGGAGGAGACGAAGGUGCAGGUGAGGGUGAAGACGGAGCGAGAAGAAGAGCUCAGCGAGAAGGAAAGGGGGUCUAGUGGCGGGCCAGCACGUGUGCUUGGCGUGGUGAAUGGUGGCGAGGGGAGGGGAUGGAGUGGGUCGAGGGAGGGAGGUGAUGCCGGGGAAGGUGUAGAUGUAAAGAAGGAGGAGGGGGAAGGAGGGGAAGUUAAGGGCGAUAAAAAGGAGGAGGAGGAAGUAGAGGAAGAAAAGAAUGUGAAGAAGGAGGACGAGGAAGGAGAGGGCAGAAAGGUAGAGACAGACAACGAGUAUGAGAUGGAGGAUGACCAAUGGGAGGUCGAGAUAUUGGAUGGCCACGGUGGCUGUAUUGAUAGUGAUGGUGAUGAUGAUGAUGACGUGCUGUUUGUAGAUGAGAAAGUAUCAAACGGCAUGGGUGGAGGUCAAGGGGAGAGGGGCGCUGUUGCUGGAGAGCUGGAAGGAGCAGCAGCAGGAGGAGCAGGAGGAGGGACGGGAGGAGGAGGAGAGGCAGCCGCGCCAGGGGCAGCGAGCCCAAGGAAGAGAAGGAAGUUUAAGAAAGCACGGGAGGAAAAGGAAGCAGGUGGUGGCAAGCGGCACAGUAGUAAAGCCCAAGGCGCGGCGAACGACGCUGCCGCUGUUGCUCACUUCUGGCAAGAUGAGGCGGAGUACAAUUCCCUGCACAAGAUGCGAGCGCAGAACACUGGCCUGCCCUGGGGAGUGCAGCAGGGGUGCAUGGACUGCCGCUACCGUGGCUGCUACAGGUGCUGCCACGUGGCAGCGCGGUGGAGGCCAGAGCAGUCGCGACGGCCGGUAGUUGCGGACGCACCGACUUUCUACCCCACUGCAGAGGAGUUCGCCAACCCCGUGCGCUACAUCCAGUCCAUCCAGCGAAUCGCAGAGGAGCAUGGCAUAUGCCGCAUUGUGCCGCCAACCGACUGGUCCCUCCCUGCCUCUGCCGCCCUCUCCUUGGACCAUCUUCGUUCCCUGCGCUUCCCCUAUCCCACUCGCGUGCAAGAGAUCAGCCGGCUUCAGGUGCGCAAGCCCAGCUCUCCAGCUGCCCAGAACUGUGAGAGCUACCAGGAGCACUGCUACCAGUUGCCACAGCAGCAACACGAGCACGCACAGCAGCAGCAGCCACAGCACCACCAGCACCACAGCAAGCAGCAGCAGCAGCAGCAUCAUCUACAGCAACAGCUACAGCAACAACUACCGCACCAGCACCACAGCAACCCCCACCACCACCACCACCACCACCACAAGCGGCGGCAGCGGCCGCAGGACUAUAUUCCCCCGAUCACAACAGUAGACAACAUCCCCAUCGUUCUCGCCCUCGCUGCUCCGGGCGGCCCUAGCGACUUCUGGCCGGAAAACCCCCCAAAACUAAAACCCCUCUCCUGCAUCCACUCCCCUGGAAAACCCCUCCACUGGAACAAGAAGGGCAAGCGCACAUACAGGGGGGUGCUGUAUGCAUCUGAUGUGGAGAGGCAUAAGAUACCACCACCUCCUCCUGCUCCUCCUCCUCCUCCUCCUCCUGCUCCUGCUCCUGCUCCUGCUCCUGCUCCUGCUCCUGCUCCUGCUCCUGCUCCUGCUCCUGCUCCUGCUCCUGCUCCUGCUCCUGCUCCUGCUCCUGCUCCUGCUCCUGCUCCUGCUCCUGCUCCUGCUCCUGCUCCUGCUCCUGCACUGUAUGCGUCUCAUGCUGCAAUGAACACGCUCUGGCAAACAGAGAAGACACAAGGAGCAGCGAACUGUGGUGCAGCAGCACCUGCAGCACCUGCAGCACCUGCAAUGGAAACACGGAUGCCGAGACCGAUGCAGCGCCAAGCCAGUCACAACAGCAGCAGCACCAGCAGCAGCAUUGCCAGCAGCAUGAGCACAAGCCGUAGCAGCAGCAGCCUCAGCAACAGCAGCAGCAGUGGUGGGGGUAAUGGGAGGUGGUGGGACAUGUCCAGUGUGGCGCGCAUGAGUCCGUCGGUGCUGCAGUUCGAGGAGGAGCAGGUCUCAGGCAUCACGGUGCCCUGGGUCUACUUUGGCAUGUGCCUCUCCUCCUUCUGCUGGCACGUGGAAGACCAGCAUCUCAACUCGCUCAACUACCUGCACUGGGGGCGCCCCAAGGUGUGGUACGGCGUGGCCAGCAGGCAUGCAGAGCGGUUGGAAGCAGUGAUGCGCAAGCGCCUGCCAGAGGUCUUCCGUGCCACGCCUGACCUGCUGCACCGCCUUGUGACGCAGCUCUCUCCCUCCAUGCUGCAGCAGGAGGGCGUUCCCGUGGUGCGCCUGGUGCAGAACCCCAACGAGUUUGUCGUCACCUUCCCUCGAGCUUACCACGCAGGUUUCAACGCCGGGUUCAACUGUGCCGAGGCUGUCAACCUGGCGCCGCCUGAGUGGCUGAGCCACGGGCUGAGGGCAGUGGAGGGCUACCGCGCGCUCAACCGCAGUGCCACGCUCGCCCAUGACAAGCUGCUGCUCCGAGCCGCUGCUAAAGCCGCUGACGCUGCUGUUGCUGCUGCUGCUGCUGCUGCAGUUGCUGAUGCUGGUGGUGGUGCUGAUGCUGGUGGUGGUGCUGCUGCUGGUGGUUAUGGUGGUGGUGGUGCUGCUGCUGCUGAGGAUGCAGUGUGGUGCGAAAAUGCGUCGAUGAUAUGCAGCGCACUGCAGGAGCGCCUGUCACUAGAGAAGGCUCGGCAGCAAGCACUCCUCUCUGCCACCCAGUCUCAGCUGUCAUCAACGGGAGGGCGUCCUUUCCGCCUGUCACAACUCGACACCCUGCUUGUGCUUCAACCACCACAAUCGCCACAACCACCACAAGCAGCACAACCACCACAAUCACAAGCAGCACAGCCAACACAGCCAGCGCAAGCAGUGCCAGCAGUACAAGCAGCAGAAGCUGCAGAACCAGCACUACCAACACAAGCAACGCGAUCCCCACCUGACCUGGACUCCCUCCAGUGCUGCUUUUGCUCCUACGACCUCUACCUCUCCUUCGCCUCCUGCUGCCGAGCCUGCUUCCCCAGGCAGCCAGAUAUAGCUCUGGCAGCAGGGGGGGCUGGUGCCUUUGGGACAGGUGGUAGUGCUGUUAAUGCAGCAGCAGGGGCAGCGGCCGGAGCAGGAGCAGCGGAUGCAGUCACAGGGAUGCAGGUAGCAGUGGAUACAGCAGCAGCAAGAACACCCGAAGCCGAGGCAACAGACCUGGCAGUUGCAGUUGCAGCAGCAGCAGCAGCAGCAGCAGCAGCAGGAGCAGUGGAGUCAACUGUACUAGGCUGCACACCGGGUCAUGGUUUGGAGGGACUUGCUGAGGCUGCUGCAACUGGUGCAACUGGUGCUGCUGGUGCUGCUGGUGCUGCUGGUGCUGCUGGUGCUGGUGGUGCUGCUGGUGCUGCUGGUGCUGCUGGUGCUGCUGGUGCUGCUAGCGCUGCUGGUACUGCUGCUGAUGUGAUUCCCCCUUGUUUUGAGGCGCCUUCUCACAGUUGUGCUGCCAGUGCUAAAAAUGCUGCAGUGGCAGCUCCCCUCCGAGUGGCGUGUGUGGAGCACGGGUGGCUGCUGGUGCAGGAAUGCCCCCACAGAGCUGCAACAGGGCAGGGGGGUUGCUGGCCGGGUAAUGGGGCGGGCGUGUCAGGAUGCAUUGACAAAGAGGAGAGGAGGUGGGGGGUGGAUGGGGAAAGGAGGGAAUGUGGAGCAGCGUGCGUGAGAAAGAGUGGGUUAGAGGUUGUUGUGGAGAAUAGUUUGGGUUUGGAGCCCACAGCAGCUGCAGCAGCAGCAGCCGCAGCAGAAGCAUACAGGUCAGAGUCAGGGGCUGGCAAGGCAGUGGGUUCAGGAUGUGAGUUGGACCCAGUGCUGUUCGUGCGGUACUCUGUGGAAGAUCUUGAGAGUAUUGUGCUGUUACUGAAGGCGCUUAAAGGGGGUGCAAGCGAUGGGCAGGAGGCUGGUGCAAGAGGUGAUGCUGUGGGUGCUGUGGGUGCUGUGGGUGCUGUGGGUGCUGCGGGUGCUGUGGGUGGUGUCAAGCCUGGAGUUGGAGAGCGGGAGGGGCAGCUAGCAGGCCACACGACAGCUGCGGCUGCAGCUGCUACUGGUAGUGCUACUGCUACUGCUACUGCUACUGCUACUGCUGCUGCUGCUGCUGCUGCUGCUGCUGAUUGUGGUGUUGCCUCUACUACUGGUGCUGCAGCACCAACUGCUGCUUCUGUAAGUGCUAUAACUGCUGCUGCUGCUGCUGCUGCUGCUGUCACUGCUACUGCUACUGCUACUGCUACUGCUACUGCUACUGCUACUGCUACUGCUACUGCUACUGCUACUGCUACUGCUACUGCUACUGCUACUGCUACUUCUACUGCUCCUGUUCCUGUACCUGCUGCUGCUCCUCCUCCUCCUAACCGUACUGACCAAUUGAAAAUUCCUUUCGCGGAUAUUGCAACUCGCCCUUCUACUGCUAUUGCACAUGAAGGAGCGUCUGCUCCCAUCUCACCUCCCAUUCCUCCUCCUCUGUCUCUUCCUCUUCCUCUUCCUCUUCCCCUCCCCCCUCUCUCCACGCCAUCUGUGUCUGCAUCUGCUGCCAAAAGCGUCCCCCUAAACCCUUCAGCAGCCUCUAAGAAACCGCGCCGUUCCCUCACCCAGUCCUCCAGCUCAUUCCUUUCUGCUCGUGGAUCUGCAAAGUUUUCUGCCUCUGCCUCUGCCUCUGCCUCUGCUGCUGCCUCUCCCUCUGCAUCUUCUCCCCCAUCUGCUGCUGCUGCUGGGGCUGCUUCUUCCUCCACCGCUUCUGUUCCACCUCCCCCUCCAGUCCCAAACAUCAAACCCGGCGUUUGUGCGGCUCCGGCUGCUCUGUCUCCCGGCAUGCCACCUUGUCGCUUCGCAGUGCCUGUGAUGACGGCACCAGUAACAGCAGCAUCAGCGGCAUCAGCAGCAGAAGCAGCAGCAGCAGCACCAGCAGCGGAGACUGCAGCAGCAGCAUCAGCAGGGCAAGGGGCGGCAACGGGAGCAGGUGGUUCAGGGGCGUGGGAGGAGACUCUGAGUGAUCCAUGUGUGGACAAGCACAUGCACGAUGGCUCGCAGCAGCAGCAGCAGCAGCAGUCAGAGGGUUUGUUGCAGACGAAGAGGAAGAGGGUUGCGGCUGCAAGCGACCCACUGAUGGAGUGCUGGCUGCGCUUGGAAACUCAACGGAUGGAGCAUCGGGCCCCGCUGCAAGGUCGACCGCAGGAGCAGCAUCAGCAGCAGCCAGAGAUUGUGGUUCUUACCUCUGACGACGAGGAUUAGGAGCAGCCGGAGCGCUACUGGUGAUUGCAGCAGACUGUUGGAACUGGGAUUGUUGCUGUUGGCGCGUUGGUUGGUAGUAGUAAGGGCUCGAGAGAGGUAAAGGCUCGAGAGAUGCAUGGAAUAGUAUGAGGUGCAAAUGAAAUUGUGGGGUAUCAAUGCCAUGGUACCUCACAUUGAUUUGAUUUCGGUAUCUCUGUCCAUGAGAAAG
Closterium sp. NIES-67 is the source of this 6298-nucleotide messenger RNA. NCBI's taxonomy places the organism in Eukaryota, Viridiplantae, Streptophyta, Zygnematophyceae, Desmidiales, Closteriaceae. The record is from the annotation of a GenBank genome assembly.